Molecule: messenger RNA, 3742 nt
Organism: Pararge aegeria (speckled wood butterfly)
Lineage: Eukaryota; Metazoa; Arthropoda; Insecta; Lepidoptera; Nymphalidae
Exons: 2
Coding region: 202-3672 (1156 amino acids)
Source: RefSeq, a predicted model, not a curated record
GAUGUGCUUAGUAGUAGUACUCUUUUAUUCAAAAACUAGUGAUUCUUCCUAAAUAACUAAACGUAAAUCGUUCGUUUAAAUAACCUGUAACAAUAUUCAUAUGAAAAUUAUGUUCACUAUGUACCUACGGGAUCCUUUUACCUCGAUACGGCUGUAACUUCUUCCUUGCUUUAUUAAGCGGUGCCAAACAAAUAGGACACCAUGGCACCACUUAUGAUAGAGGGAGUAACGUUAGGACAAAAACAUCGGAAUUACAACAAAAUAUUGAAUGAAGAAAUAGGAAAGAAUCCAACUAAAUUGAUUGCCGCAAUAAACUCCGAAGAACCAGAUCUGGAUAACCUAUUCAAAAUAGAUUCAGCGUGCAAAAUUAGAAAUGUUGAAUAUAUUCUUGAAAUUCUCAAAAGUGAUGAUAUGUUAUAUAUAUCUCGAGUUAUAAAGAAAUCGACUUGGUUAAUAACAGAUCAGCAAUACGCUUAUAUUAUUAAUCCUGCUUACUUGUACAACGAUCUUUAUCCACAGAUGACUUCAAAAGCUUUUAAUAAACUCGUCCUGCACAUAAGGCUAAACUUAGAUGAUGAAAAACGUGUUGAAGAGUUUUUCAACUUUUACAAACAAAAUGAUUUGGACAAAGCCAUGCAUUGGCUGCCACGUUGCUCUAUUGGUUUUAUCGAGGGAAUCAUUCGAAAUCACGCUAAUGAUAUACCAAAGAACUUAUUGAAACGAUUAUAUGAAAAAUCGUUUACUUUUCUGGAUAUACUAGUACAGAAUUAUAACGGCUCAUAUUAUGUGUACCAAUUAAUAGAACCUGGAAUGUUUCUUUUAAAAAGAAACCUCGAAAAGUUACUUGAUAUAUUUGAGACACUCAAAGACGGCGAUACACCAAAAUUUGGACGGAAAUAUACCAAACUCGUCAUGGAGAAAUGUCCUGAAAGAAUAAAAAAGAAUCUUGAAAAAUACGUUGAUGUCCUUGAUUUAACAGUGUUUGCGCAAUAUUUAAAAAGAGAAGAAGUUAAGAACUUUAUAUUAACACACAUUAAAAAUAACAAAACUCGUUCAUGGUUCACCUACAAAAACAUUAAAUACUUUGUCAACCGGUUGCCAUUUGAGGAGAGAUUUGAUUUUGUUAAAAAGCUUUUCAUAGAGAAAUCCUAUAAAGAUGAACCCCUUGAAAAUGAGACUUGGGAUGAUAUUAUAGAGUAUUGUAAUCUCAAAGGAAAAUUAGCGUCGUCCAAAAAUAUAUACAGCUGGUACGUAUAUGCACCAUUUAGUAAGGCUUUUGAAGAUUUGAAAUUGUUGAUUCGUAAUGAAUCAAAUCCCACUGAAAGAAUUUGGAUUUUGCGAUCACUACUGACUUGUGCCCUUGGCAAUCAAAACAAUAUACUUACAUUAUUAAAAUAUUACCAUGAAAAUCACAUCGACGAACCUUUCAAUUUCAAGGUUCAGUUUGUAAAUCAUUUGAUUACCAAGACUGAUACACAUAAGUAUGACGAAGAGGCUUGGGGAUAUUUAAAUGAUAUUUUCAACAGCUUGGAAGUUUACACCAGAUCCAAAGAUAGAGUGCAAUCGUGUUUGAAAUCCAUACUUUUAUAUAAGGUGAUUCAUGAUGUCCAGAUUCCCGACGAUAUAGAAAGUAAAUUUGAUUUCAAACAUUACAUAUCAUAUGAAUAUGAUAAUUGCAAAAAUAAGCUCAACAUGGAGGAAAGGGACAAAAUAUUUAAUUACUUUUAUAGUUAUCACAUUUCAAAGAUCAAAAUUAAUAUUACUAGUGAAAAAGAGUUUGAUGAGACUGUGGACGUUAUAUUAUCAGUUUUAAGAGUUCUUGAUAUAUGGAAUAAAGAAAUCAAAGAUUAUCCAUUCGUUCUCCAGAAAAUCAAAGACCUUGUUACUAUAAAAAAAGAAAGAUCCUGGAAGCAGGAUCUUUCAAGUGUAUAUAACUUCAAAAAAUCCUGGAGAAAGAUUUUAUUUACUGAAUCUAUUAUUCUAAGUCCCAACCACGAAAGUUGCAUGAAUGCUCUUAAACAUGGCCCAGAGCUAUUAGAAACUCACAGAAAAGAAAUAAACUCAUGCAUAAAUGAUAAAGUCCUUUACUUUGACAGAUUCCUGAGGAAAAUUCAAAUUUAUUACCAGUACCAAUCUUUAUCAGACUCAUUUAAAGCUACUUUUCUGGAAAACCUCAAUCAAAUGAGCCUUCACAAGUCUUCUAUUAGAGGUCUAUGUAUAUUACUUACCCAAAAAGAGCUGUUGGAAUUUGUUGAAAAAUAUGUUCCGACAGAAACUAAAAUUGAUUGGAGUCAAAGUGAUGACGCGAUGCUCAGCAUACCCAAAAACAUCGCUGCAUGUAUGCACCUAUCUAGACCUCAACUUCCACUUAAUGUGGUUUUAUUGUACGCUCAAGGAGAUUAUUUGAAAUAUGUACUGCCUUCAUUAAAUGCAAUAUGUCAUAACAUAAAUCCAACACAAAUGACUGAGCCAGUAUGUUUACCAACACAUGGCGAUCGGCUUACAUUUGCAAAGCUAAAACAAAAUGAAUUUAUCACUAUGUUUACGAAAAUUUGGAAAACUAAUAAAGAUAGAAGUAGUCGAAAAUACAUCUUUUGCGAGACUUUCAAGCUGCUUUCCAAAGAAUCUGAUGAAACACUUAUUUUGGAAAUGUGGGAGAUGCUACGCAUGUUUAUCGAUCAACUAACUUUCGAGGAAAAUAAAAAGAUAUAUUUUACCCUAAGUCAAGCUGAAAAAGUGCCACUUAACAUAAGGCCGUCUUUUUGGAUGAAAAGCUAUGAAUUCUUUGAAAAAAUGCCAGCUGAAGCCAAUUGUAAAUACCUUAUUGAGGAAUUAUAUGUGAAAAUGGGCGAUAUCUUGGAGUUCUUGGAUGUAGAUUUUAUGGCAAAAUUGUUUCUAAAAAAUAUUGAUGAAAAUUUUCACACACAGAAAUAUGGCCACUCAGGUUAUGUAGCUUUGUAUUUGUUAAGUACAAAAUCGGAAUCGGUUCAAAUAGAGCGCUACGAAAAAUGUUUUAAACCAAUAGUAGAAAGGGCUGUCGCUGUGUGGAAUAAUCAACACGAAACGGUUCACUACGCCAGAAUUAACUUACAGGAUAUAUUUUAUACUAUGUCGAAAAAAUUUUAUUCUUUCGUUCUAAGUCGGGAGAUGUGUUUUCCCAUUGCCAUGUAUACUGCAGCACUGAACCAACUUCAAAGUGCUUUAUCGUUUAAAGAAAAUUAUUUUCUCUUGACACAUAUAAAGUUGUCGUUGGGUUACAUACAAAUUGUAUAUGAGAUGAAAACAAAAUGCACCGAUUUAAAGAAUAACCUGCUUAUAAAAGAAGCAGCACCUGGUUUUGGGGCGCUGUGUUUAGAUUACUUAAAAGAAGAUGUCGAAAAUUAUUUCUCCACUAUUUACAUCAUUUUUGCAAAAGUCUUAGGAGUCAUUUGCGACCAGUAUGCCCCGAACAAUAUAGUUUUUAAAAUGGGAGUCUUAAAAGGAUUUCUUAAAGAUAAAGAUUUUAUUCAAGGUUAUUUAUUAGUUACUGAAUUAAUGCCAAACUCGAAACACUUCAAUGAAAGCAGCGAAACAGCUCUACAACUGGAAAUGUUAAAGGAACUAAGCACUCAUCAUUCGGAAGAAGUUCUAGCGCAUUAUUGGCGUAUAGGAAACGAUUUGUGUUAUUUUUAAUGACCUUAUUUUAUGCGACUCCAGACAUAUUCAUAAUCGACGAAAAAAUGUUUGUAAUAUUAAUUUGGAA